AUGAGAACUUUCAUCGUGUCCACUCUUUUGGCCUCCGCCAUGGCCGCUCCAUCCGGCUUCCACAAGCACCACCACCACCAGAACGAGGCUAGAGCCGUCGUGACUACUUUCAGAACCGUCACUGUUGGUGGUAACGGUGAGGUGAAGGGUGCUAUCGAGACCUCCUCGGCCUCCUCUGACUCCGUCACCACCUCCGCUUCCACCGUCACCACUUCCUCCUCGUCGUCUUCCUCGUCUUCCCCAUCUUCCUCGAGCGCUUCUUCUGCCUCGUCUUCCUCGUCGUCCUCGAAGACCAGCUCCACCGCUUCCUCCAGCCCAUCUUCCGGUGGCUCUGGCGGUAUCAACGGUGACCUUUCCCUCUUCUCCGACCCAACUGAGAAGUUCGAGGACGGUGUCCACGACUGUGACUCCUUGCCAACCGGUCAGGGUGUCAUUGAGGUUGACUGGCUUUCCGAGCUCAAGGGUGGUUUCACCACCAUCAUGAACCUGAACGGUGACACCUCCUUCACCUGUAAGGACGGCUACUACUGUUCUUACGCUUGUCAGGCUGGUAUGUCCAAGACCCAGUGGCCUUCUGAGCAGCCAUCUAACGGUAUCUCCGUUGGUGGUUUGUACUGUAAGAACGGCAAGUUGUACAGAUCCAACAAGGACAAGGACUACUUGUGUGAAUGGGGUUACAAGGGUACCAACUUUGUCUCCAAGAUUGACAAGGACGUCGCCAUCUGCAGAACUGACUACCCUGGUUCCGAGAACAUGAACAUCCCAACCUUGUUGGAGGCUGGUAAGUCUGCUCCUGUCUCCGUUGUCGACUCCGACAAGUACUACAUGUGGAAGGGUGGCAGAUCCUCUACUCAGUACUACGUCAACAACGCUGGUGUUUCUGUUGAGAAGGGUUGUAUCUGGGGUACCGCCGGCUCUGGUGUCGGUAACUGGGCUCCUGUUGUCUUGGGUGCUGGUAACACUGGCGGCAAGACCUACUUGUCUUUGAUUCCUAACCCUAACAACAAGGAUGCUCCUAACUACAGCAUCAAGAUCCAGGGUGCCAACGGUGCCAGCACUGUCGGCUCUUGUUCCUACGAAGACGGCAACUACAAGGGCGGUCACGGCUCUGACGGUUGUACGCUCACCGUUGACGAAGGUGACGCCGAGUUUGUCUUCUACUAA
Molecule: messenger RNA, 1164 nt
Organism: Candidozyma pseudohaemuli
Lineage: Eukaryota; Fungi; Ascomycota; Pichiomycetes; Serinales; Metschnikowiaceae
Gene: SIM1
Product: SUN family protein
Exons: 1
Coding region: 1-1164 (387 amino acids)
Biological process (GO): fungal-type cell wall organization
Cellular component (GO): fungal-type cell wall; cell surface
Source: RefSeq, a predicted model, not a curated record